This is a messenger RNA of Henningerozyma blattae CBS 6284, 4770 nucleotides long. It is a transcript of the gene SWR1, whose product is annotated as chromatin-remodeling protein SWR1. Gene Ontology annotation, cellular component: Swr1 complex. The transcript has a single exon. Lineage: Eukaryota; Fungi; Ascomycota; Saccharomycetes; Saccharomycetales; Saccharomycetaceae. Gene Ontology annotation, molecular function: ATP-dependent chromatin remodeler activity; ATP binding; ATP hydrolysis activity. The record is from RefSeq and is a predicted model, not a curated record. The coding region runs from base 1 to 4770 and encodes 1589 amino acids.
AUGGCUAGACAUACAAGAAAGAGAAAAACAAUUAAUAAUGCCCAUAAUACUUUGAACAAUAGUAAUGUGUCACCAAAUGAGAUUAAACAACAAAGAUUAACCGAUUUAAAACUAGAAUAUGAUUUGUUAAGCAAUGAACUAUUCCACUUAAAGGAAUUUAUAUCUCUAGCAGAAUUUAAUCCAUUGUUUGAAAAUGAAUCUGAAAACUUUAAGAGAUUUAUAAAAGAUAAUAACUUGGAUUUGAAUAGUCUAAAUAUUGAUAGAUUAGAUGAAAAAGAUAGUAAACAAAUAGAAAAUUCGGAUCAGAAACCUAUCAGAAGAAAUUUAAGGGCAUCAAGUACUAGGUCUCUACUUCAAGAAAAUUCUAAAAAAGAUUUAACAGAAGAUUCAGAUUGGUUAAGGGAGAUUGCACCAUUAGUGAAAAAGAGAUAUGCCCAAUUAAAUUUAAAUUUAAAGAAAAAUAAUUUACAUUUCAAUAUUAAUCACAUAAGCAAAUCCGAUAAUAACCUAAAUAAUCUACUACAGUUAAAUAAUAACGAGGUAAAUGAAAAAAAUGUAAAUAGAAAGUUAUUUGAAAAAACUGAAAAUAUUGAUAAAGAACAAAAAAUUAAUAUACUUGAAAAUGGCAUAUCUAAUGGACAUGAAAAAACUCAAGAAAAUCAAAAAAGUGAACAGAUUGAACAGACUGAAGAAAUUGAAGAAAAAGAAUCAUCAAAUUCGCCUGAUAAUAAUGAAUUUCGAUUAGUAGCAAAGCCAUAUAGCGCAAAAAAUAUUAUAGAUGAUUAUGACUUUGAUUAUUAUUUCACAUCUUCCUCAUCUGAAGAUGAUAAUUCCGAUUACGAACCGCCUGUAAAGCGACCAAAGAUAAAAUUAUUUGUAAAUCCACCAAAACAAACCAUUACAAAUCCAAUGAAUAUUGUCCACCCACAAUUUGAUAAUUUUCAUGAAUAUUUACAAUCAUAUAAAUCAUUAGAUGAAGAUAUAACAUUGGAUGAAUAUAAUAAAUACAUCAAUGAACAGAAAAAGGUUGUAGCCGGUAUACGAAAAGGUUUACGAAGUGGUGCUUUAAAGUAUGAUAGAGAAACAGACUCAUUACAGCCAAUCACUACUAAAGAUGCAAGACAAAUUCAAUAUAAUCGUCCAGAACCAAUAUCAUUUUUAUAUAAAGAACAAAACCUGCAAACAUAUCCUGAUUAUUUAUUGAAUCAAGGUGUUCAUCUGAGCAAAUUAUUCCAAAGUAAUGUAAGAGCUAAAAUCUCAAGAGCAAGAAGAGUAUCUCAAAUGAUUGAACAACAUUUCAAACAUAUUGCAGGUGCUGAUGAAAGAAAAUUAAGAGAAGCUGAAAAACAUAGAAGAUUAUUGGCUAGGAAUGCAAUGCUAGCAGUAAAGAAAAGAUGGAACCUGGCUGAAAAGGCUUAUAGGGUAUUAAAGAAAGAUGAAGAAGAAGAAUUGAAGAAAAUCGAAGGCAAGGAACAUUUAAGUAGAAUGUUAGAGCAAAGUACUCAAUUAUUAGAUGCCCAAUUAAGUAAGAGGCAUGACAGAGCAUUUACUAUAACAUCUACUGCAAACACAGAUGCAGAUGAUGACAGUGAUGACAGUGAUGGUAGUGAUGAGAAUAAUUGGGGAUCUACUCAAAAUAGUGAUAAUGAAGAAUUAAAUGAAGGAUUAUCUAAUGAUGAUAAUAUUACCUCCUCAGAUGAAGAUUUUGAUAAAAGGAAUAAUAAGAGUGACGAUGAAGAACUGACUGUUGAGGAACUAAAAGAAAAAUAUUCAAAAUUACAUUCAGAUAAAAAUAUCAACAAAAAUCAAGAUAAUGGAACUGAAAAUGAAUCUAUGUUAAAACUUACAGCUGUCGAAUCUUCACUACCGGAAGUUAGUGAUUCUGAAACUGAUGUUUCAAUUACAACUGAAGAUUCUGAUUCCGAUGAUUCCGAUGACUCUGAGGAAGUCGCUGAUCAAGCAAAUAUUGGACUUGGUGCGUUACUAUCAAAAAAUGAAGUAGAAACAGAUUCUGAUGACAAUGAAGAAUGGACAAUAAAUAAUAAUAAUGUUGAUGAAGAUGCUUAUACAGUAACUGAUGGUGACGUGCUCAAGCCUGGCAAAAUAGAGAAUAGGACGACACCCAAAUCUAGACCCGAUGGAGAAACUACCAGCUCUGAGCUGGGAAAGGAUGCUUCGUUUAUCGAAACGGUGGAUACUGUCUCAAACUCUAAAAAUACUACAGAAGAUAUUGAUAAUACUAUUGAUAACACUAGCAGUACUGAAAACGAAGAAAAUCAAAUUCAAAAAUCUAAUAUUAAUGAAAGAUCAGAAGAUCUACAAGGUCUCGAUAAAGAGACGGAUCCAUUAACUGUGGAAGAUGUUCCAAUUCCAAGUUUAUUAAGAGGAACAUUAAGAAUUUAUCAAAAGCAAGGUUUAAAUUGGCUGGCAUCAUUAUACAAUAACAAUACUAAUGGGAUCUUAGCAGAUGAAAUGGGGUUAGGUAAAACUAUUCAAACAAUAUCAUUGUUAGCCUAUUUGGCUUGUGAGAAAGAGAAUUGGGGGCCACAUUUAAUUGUGGUACCAACGUCUGUCUUACUAAAUUGGGAGAUGGAAUUUAAAAAAUUUGCACCCGGUUUUAAAGUUUUAACAUACUAUGGGUCACCUCAACAACGUAAAGAAAAACGAAAAGGUUGGAAUAAACCUGACGCCUUCCAUGUUUGUAUUGUAUCUUAUCAAUUAGUUGUACAAGAUCAGCAUUCUUUUAAAAGAAAAAAAUGGGAAUAUAUGAUUUUAGAUGAAGCUCAUAAUAUUAAGAAUUUCCGAUCUACAAGAUGGCAAGCAUUAUUAAAUUUUAAUACUAGAAGAAGAUUAUUAUUAACAGGUACACCACUACAAAAUAAUAUAGCAGAACUGUGGUCUUUACUUUAUUUUUUAAUGCCUCAAACUGUUAGUAAUGGAGAAAAUAUUUCAGGUUUUGCAAAUUUAGAAGCAUUUCAACAAUGGUUUGGUCGUCCAGUAGAUAAGAUAAUAGAGACAAGUAGUGGUGCUGAUACCUUAGGUAAUGGAGAAUACGAUUCAGAGACUACAAAGACUAUUUCCAAAUUGCAUCAAGUUUUACGUCCAUACUUAUUAAGACGUUUAAAAGCAGAUGUUGAAAAGCAAAUGCCAGGUAAAUAUGAACAUAUUGUUUAUUGCCGUUUAUCUAAGAGACAAAGAUAUCUGUAUGAUGAUUUUAUGUCACGUACCAAGACUAAAGAAACGUUAGCAAGUGGUAACUUUAUGUCUAUUGUUAACUGUCUAAUGCAACUAAGAAAGGUAUGUAAUCAUCCUGAUCUAUUUGAAGUUCGACCUGUUCUUAGUUCAUUUUGUGUUGAAGAAUCGAUUGUGGGGAAUUAUAAUGAUACAGAACAGUUAAUCCAAAGAUUUUUGGGUGAUGAUAAUAAAAAUAUUGAACUGAAUUUCCAAAUUACUAAUAAUUGUAAUCAAGUAAUGGAUUAUCACCUAGAGAGUAUUCGAACAAAUCAAUGUAAUAAUGAAUUUGAUAAAAGUAUUGCUGAAUUAAAAGAAACAUUUGAGGAAUCCAAAAUUAUUUUAUCAAAGGCAAAUGAAUUUUUCAAUAGAUUUGGAUAUCAAAAAUAUUUGAGGCAAAUUAAAAAAUUAAAAUUUUUAAAAUAUUUAAAUCAAUUGAAAUGUGAUAGAACUGUCAUAUACAGUAAGAACCUAAUCAAUAUGAUAAAUAUUGAUAAAGCUUUGCCAAUUGAUAAUAAUUUGAUUAAACCUUUAAAGACUCGAAUUAUCGAAAAUAAAGGUAUAAUAAGUAACUAUGCUGUCAUUACACCUAAGGUUGUUACAUUAGAUAUUCGUAAGAUUAGCUUAGGUGUUAAUGAUGAAAGUAAGAUGAAAGAUUUUAAUAAGGAAAAAUUGAUCAAAUCUUUACGAACGAUGGAAAAUCCAUUGGAUCAACUACAAACGAAAUUGACUAUUGCAUUUCCUGAUAAGUCAUUACUUCAAUAUGAUUGUGGUAAAUUACAACAAUUAUAUAAGCUAUUACAAAAAUUGAGUGAUGAGGGACAUCGCGCUUUAAUUUUCACACAAAUGACUAAAGUAUUAGAUAUACUGGAACAAUUUUUAAAUUAUCAUGGUUAUUUGUAUAUGAGAUUAGAUGGUGCUACCAAGAUUGAAGAUCGACAAAUUUUAACCGAAAGAUUUAAUAAUGAUUCACGAGUAACUGUUUUUAUAUUAUCCAGUAGAUCUGGUGGUCUUGGUAUUAAUUUAACGGGUGCAGAUACAGUUAUCUUUUAUGAUUCUGAUUGGAAUCCAGCUAUGGAUAAACAAUGUCAAGAUAGAUGUCAUAGAAUUGGACAAACUAGAGAUGUUCAUAUUUAUCGUUUUGUUAGUGAUCAUACUAUAGAAAGUAAUAUUUUGAAAAAAGCUAAUCAAAAGAGAGAAUUGGAUAACGUGAUUAUUCAAAAAGGUGAAUUUACUACAGAUUAUUUCACUAAAUUAUCAGUACGAGAAUUAUUGGGUAAUGAAGCUACACAAGGUAUUGUGAACGAUGAUAAGCCUAUAUUACAGGAAGAUAAAGGUGAACGUGAUGUAGAAAAAUUAUUGGCACAAGCUGAAGAUGAAGCAGAUGUGAAGGCAGCCAAUUUGGCAAUGAAAGAGUACGAUGAUAUUGAUCAAGAAGAUUUUGUAGAUGAACAACCAGUAGUAAAAGAGGACGAGUACGAAGGGACAAACCAUGUGGAAGAGUAUAUGCUUCGGUACAUUGCCAAUGGGUAUGCCUAG